AUGCCUGGGAAAAUAAAAGUUAAGGUGUUGGCGGGACGAAAUCUGCCUGUUAUGGACAGGGCUAGUGAUACAACAGAUGCUUUUGUGGAAAUCAAGUUUGGUGGGAUAACACACAAAACAGAUGUGUGCAGGAAGUCUUUGAACCCUCACUGGAACAGCACAGAGUGGUAUAGGUUUGAGGUUGAUGAGGCGGAACUGCAGGAUGAACCGUUACAGCUUCGACUAAUGGACCACGAUACAUAUUCAGCUAAUGAUGCGAUUGGAAAAGUGGUCAUCAGUCUUGCACCGCUGUUGGCUAGAGAAGCCAAUAACACGAACGGAGUUGCGGGACCACCAGGAGGUGCCGUUAUGUCCGGCUGGAUCCCAGUCUUCGACACGAUGCACGGUAUCCGUGGGGAGCUAAACGUGAUUGUGAAGGUAGAACUUUUCUCAGACUUCAAUAAAUACAAGACUUCUAGCUGUGGAGUGCAGUUCUUUCACUGUCCUAUGAUUCCACCUGGCUACCGAGUAUCCUCAAUUCACGGUUUCGUUGAAGAGCUAAUAGUGAACGACGAUCCUGAGUACCAGUGGAUAGACAAGAUUCGCACCCCCCGAGCCUCCAAUGAGGCGAGACAGGUCGCUUUUAUUAAGCUUAGCAAUCAGGUUCAACGCUUAGUGGGUUUAAAGGCAGCUGAGUUGGGUGCGAACGCCGUGGUUGGCUACCAGCAGGAUUUUGACCUGGAAGGCGAAGCUGGUGUCGUUGCCAGAGCUAUUGGAACGGCAGUCAGCAUAUCCCCUAUACCUUUGCCGAGUCAACCAAUGACAGUACAGCUAACACAACAACAGUUAAAUAAGUACUUGGACAUUUUAGCGACUGACGACGAAAGCGUGGCCGAUCUUAAGGAAUAUUAUCACCAUCACCAAGAGGAGUUGACGUUAAUUGUUAAUAUACUUAACCCAAAAACACCAAAUAUGUUGGAUGAACCUGAAAGUCUAGAUGAUGAUGAUAAAAGCUUUGACACGAUUAAACCUACCCAUAGUGUAUAUGUAGGCAACCAAUCUAUAUACCAAGACCUAACAUCUCAAACCGGCCUCAAACAUAUCUCGGAUGACCAAUCUGAGUUGAACAAACUCUUGAAUCGUCACGACUCAGACUCGGAUUCGUCGGGACCAAUAGGAAAAAUAAAGAAAAUGAAAUCUCACCUAUUCUCAAAACGAUUCUCUCGACGCAAGUCCUCCGCAAAACAGGACGAUCAGGUCUCGAUAAAAUCCAGUUCGUCAGAUACGUCACGUAUAUCUGAUAUCAGAAACGAGUUGAAAAAACUAAAGAGGCUUAAAGUCCGUAAAUUAGAUGAAGAGGAAGAAGAUGGAAUCAACAUGGCGUCGAUAUUAGCUCGAUCAGUGAUACAUGCGCAGACGAGUCUAGCUAGAAUAUCAGAGUCACAAGAUUCCGAACCCUCUCCCAGUUCGACUUUGAGACGUAUCAGUGAUUCUGAACCCAUCGUAAACUUGCUCCCUAUUGAAAAACCUGAAAUUGAACCGAAGGGAAAUGAUGAGAACAAAAUACCAGAAAUCCAUUGUGCUUCCAUGGAAAAUCUAUCUAACGUUGCCACUGCGCCAACCGAAAGAAAGAUUUCUGAUUCUUGCCCUACAUCGCCGGUAGUGGUAAGAAGUGAAAAUCUGCUCAAACUGCCCGGAGACGCAAAUUUCUACGGUUCAGUUUCCUCUGCACUAUCAGCUGAGAGCUCCGACAUUUAUUCCACAUCCGAUGAAGAUGAGGACAGUUUUAAUUUGAGAGGUGAAACUGUGGGUUCUGUUGUCAAAUCGGUAUUAAAUCACGAUGUAAAUUCUGAAUUUAUCGCUCAAAUGGAACGGAAACUUACAGUAUUGAAUGUAGGAUCCUUUGAUAAAAAUGAUGGCGAUGCUCAAGUAACGCUACACCGUGACAUUGAUAAUCCAAGCAGCCAACUAGAAACAAAAGAUCUGGAAGAGCCUUCGGAUGACAAAAUGUGUGUAGACAGAAAUAGUCAUCAUCGUUCUUUUAGAAUUCCCAAUCCCUUUGCACAUAGAAAGCUAGGCAGUAGCUUUAGUGCACCGUGUUCCCCUGUCGAAAAGAAGGGCUUUAUGUAUCGCUCAUCAAAGCGCAUAAAGCGACAGCUUUGCAAAAUCUCUAAGAGCAACAUGAUUAAGAGCCUGUCUCACUAUUCCUUGAUGCCAAAGAAAAAAGAUCCAAAACCGUCUAUAAGUGAACCUGGCUCAUCCUCUGACGUGACGUCUAGAGCUCCUAGCGAUACGGUUCUUGGCGCGCCGUUUCUUUCCUACACCGAUUUGCUAGCUCUGGAUAAAACCGCAUUAAGUUCAAAUCGUCUGUGUAAAAGCGAUGAGCUCGUCGGACCCUCCCAAGUUUCCAUGUACAUUGGUUCCGAACCCGUAUCGAGGACCUCAUUUAGUGGGCCAUCUAUAUCUUACCUUAAAGACGAUCAUCGCUUUAGUCAGCAAAGAUCCAUUAAAAAAGAAAAACUUGCGAUCAAGCCUUCUAGCUUAGUGCAAACUGCAAUGGAGACGAUUCUAAUAGACAAAGUCCAGUCUCUAUUGCUACCUACAAGCCCAGAUAGCGCGACAGCUAACAAAAAGUUCUUUAGUGACGUCAACGAAAAAUUGGAGACAGUAGAGAGGGAUAGACAUAAAAGAGAAAAAAGGUUGAGGAGGCAGGACAGCGUCGAAUCGACGACGUCGCAUAAAAUGUCCAAGGAAACUAACGCUCCAUGCAAGUUAACUCACACGCCAGUUUCACAAACCUUUCAUCCCGUUCUUAGCGCACAUUUAGAGACCAUACCAUCUCUACCGGAGAGCAGUGUAGAUAGAUCGGAGAGUAUAGACGUAGAUGGCGUAGAGUGUGAUACUAACAAGGCUAGCGUGUGUGGUAACUCGCAUGCAGCGUGCGUUGACAGGGAUAAGUGUGAGAGGGAGAAGCAAGAUAGGGAGAGAUGCGAGAAGGAGAAGGACAGAGGAUCGCCCCGGCAUGCGAGGCACGAGUCGUACGGGGGACGGGAGCCCAGCGGUGUUCAGAACGCGUCUGUCAAUUCUACGUCCACACCGAUGGGGAUACACCGGCGCUCGUCGGACUCGGAUCUCAGUAUUACCCCUAAAGGUAGUUCCUUAAACGCUUCUCUUGGCAAUACGGGCAGCGGUGGGGGAGCUAUACUGCGACCUUCCAUGAACAGCAACAACUUGGAGAUGCUGGAGUACCCGUUCUUGACUAUGACAGAGUAUCCGCCUGGAUUCAUUGUACACAUCGGUGGUACAGUGUGUGCUCGUUCGGUAAAACUAGUUGACGGAGGCGGUGAGAGUAGUUCGCGAGCAGCUUGGUGGGCCGAACUGCGAACCGAGCUCCGUGCGCAUGCGCGAGCAUUACGUUGCACCGCUGUUCUUGCGUACUGUGAAAAGGCUGCUAUACGUGAGGACGUUUGUGUCCUGUCAGCGUCAGGAACAGCUGCCGUUAUCAAUCUGGACUGCGACUUCAAUACAGAUGAACCAACUGUCUCACUUACAAAUGGAUCCAAAAACACAAUAGAAGAGAUCGAAUCUGGGUCUUGCAGUAUGGCCCACGUACCCUAUUCACCUGGCGCGGGGCCCUAUAGAGCAGAAUUGGCCGUCUGCGGAGAAUGCAGACGAGCUCGCGUCCCUACUGUUCUGCUUGCUACCUGUGCCAAACCGAGUAAACUCACCUCAUAUGCAAAGGCCGUCACUCUUACUGCUGUCGCUGCGCGCAGUCGCCGCGCCCCGCCUGCAGCCGAACCAGGCGCAAGAGAUAUUUCGGACCAGCUACCGUUUUUGGAGUACGAACUACACAAACUAUUACUAGCGAAGCUCAGAAUGCAGGGUGCAAAUGCAAUAUUCUCUCUACAGACACAAAUAGCAAUAGGUGAACGAUGCGUAAUGGCACUUGCUACGGGCACCGCAGUGCGUCUAGCGGCUUUACCGCCGCCAGCGCCACCGAGGAUUAAGGCAUCAGAAAAGGACAAAGAUGCACUUGAGAUUCAGAAGGCUCUGUGGGAUACUUUCACAGCGAACAAGGCAGCUAAUGGCUAUGAUAUAGGUGGUGUAAGCGAACAAACACGUGCAGCAGUAGAAAACGAAGGGGAAGAACCUCCGGCGCUUGACCUCUGCGCUGAUAAAGACGCUUGCGUUUUGGAACUUGAUGAAGCUGAAGAUGUGGAAACAGCGAAAUUGCUAGCGAGUCGUCGCACCAACAUGCAAGUGUUUACCGAUUCGUUGAAGCCCUCUACGUCGCCGUAUGCACAACCCUACGCUUUUACGCAGGUUUGGCGUACACGAAUUGGCUCUGUGGGUUCUAUCGCCGAGCGCCUAGUAUCAAGUGCGCUUUGUGGUGCCGCGUACAAGUUGAGAAGACUGCAGCCAGCUGCGCUUGCGCCGCCUACUUUCCAGUUGGAUUUGCCAGAGGACGAGAUCCAGCUAGUCGUAUCAGGGACAGCCAUACCUCUUCAAGACCCAAGCAAGGACCAUUGCAACGGAGCUGAUAAGGAGACACCUCAUGAUGAUGAUAUCUUUACUCUGGAUGAAGAGCAACUCACUAAGACUAACACUGAAUCAUACGAUGAGAAGAAUAAUACUCAAGUGAGUAAGGGCGGACGCGUAUCCCUAACAACGCUCAGCUCCAUCAGUGGCAGCCGUUUAUCGAGACGCGUUUGCGCAUUGCGUUUACUCUUCGUCAGAGAAACGACAGGAGUUAGAGAGUUGGGCGGAUUGAGCGGCUUCUUGCAUACAUUUACUUGCGAGGUACUAGCUAUAGUCAGGGCGUAUACAUCGGCGCUGGGCGGAAACGCCUUAACAUCCUUCUAUAUUACACAUCUUAUGCUACAGGACAAUGCGCAUAAAAAUCAGGGACAGUGUUUGUUGUCUGUUGGCGGUGACGUGGUUCAUAUGACGUAUUAA
Leptosia nina is the source of this 4935-nucleotide messenger RNA. NCBI's taxonomy places the organism in Eukaryota, Metazoa, Arthropoda, Insecta, Lepidoptera, Pieridae. The record is from the annotation of a GenBank genome assembly.